This is a messenger RNA of Trematomus bernacchii (emerald rockcod), 6403 nucleotides long. RefSeq names its product rab11 family-interacting protein 2. Bases 397 to 1785 code for a protein of 462 amino acids. Gene Ontology annotation, biological process: regulated exocytosis. NCBI's taxonomy places the organism in Eukaryota, Metazoa, Chordata, Actinopteri, Perciformes, Nototheniidae. Gene Ontology annotation, molecular function: small GTPase binding. Gene Ontology annotation, cellular component: endosome; phagocytic cup. The transcript is spliced from 6 exons. The record is from RefSeq and is a predicted model, not a curated record.
CGCCGCUGGCCGACAGAAGUGAAUAUCAACAGCAGCAGCAGCAGCAGCAACUAACUUUAGCGGCCAAUUUCCUAAGGGACCAUUACAUGAAUGUAUUUGUGAUGAAGUCUGUCUCUGCUGAGCUGAGGUGCUGAAUGUCCUUCAAGUGUCGGUACAACAUGACACCGAGAUGACUCUCAAGUGGCUUGGACAUCUGUGAUUUGACAGAAGAUGAGGCUUGCUCAAUUUAUCAGACUUGCUCAAAAUGAUUGCUUCUGUAGGCUCAUAAACCACACUGACAUGGACAACAAACUAUAGUGAAACAUGUUUGUUGCAUUUUGCACAUCACAUCCACAAAAAAACACUAACUACAUACAUUAUAAUUAAUUAGUUUUGAAUGGCUUUCAGUUGAUAACCAUGUCACUGGCCGAGCAGUCUCAAAAGUGGUUUCCAACCCAUGUCCAAGCCACUGUUCUUCAAUCAACCAGUUUACAGGCCAAGGGCAAAAAUGGCACCAACGAUGCCUACACUAUCAUUCAGCUGGGCAAGGAAAAGUACUCGACAUCGGUGGCAGAGAAGACGCUUAACCCCGUCUGGAGAGAGGAAGCCUCCUUUGAGUUACCGGGGUUACUUUUGGAGGGGAACCCAGAAGUAUAUGAACUCUGCUUUAUCGUGAUGCACCGCUCUUUGGUUGGGAUGGACAAGUUCCUGGGUCAAAGGUCCAUCAGCCUCAAUGAAAUCUUCGAUAACAAGGAACGGAAGAAAACUGACUGGUAUUCCUUGGAGUCUAAGCCGGGGAAGAAGAGGAAAGAACGAGGCCGCAUCCAAGUGAGCAUCCAGUUCAUGAGGAACAACAUGACUGCCAGCAUGUUCGACCUCUCCAUGAAGGAGAAGCCCCGCUCGCCUUUUUCCAAACUUAAAGACAAAAUGAAAGGUCGCAAACACGAUAGCGGCUUCAGUGAUACGUCCUCUGCCAUCCUGCCUCGCUCUGCUGCCAGCGACGCAGAGCCAAACCGCCAGUCCCUCGCCCCAGAACCACAACCCCAGCCUGAAGCUAAGGUCAAGAGGCCGCUGCUCUCUGGGGCCCACAAACUCUCUGCAGCCCAUUCCAUGUCCGAUCUCAUUGGGACUCACUUCCGACCCAAACUGGAUUCCAUGAACUCCAUAGAAGAAAGUGGCGGCCCUCACAGGCGUUCCCAGAGCGAGGUGCCAGGCUACCAGGACGGAGAGGCACACAGUGACCCUUUCACUGAUAUCAGUGACACCCUGCCACAGAAGUAUGCCACGCUCCCACGCAACCGCAACCCAUUUGAGGGGGAGCACGGGCAGCUGUGGGACCGGCCGGAGCGGAAGGAGAAAAAGGAGAAGGUCAGCCUACUGGAACGCGUGACUGGAAAGAAGGAAGGCCGCAAGACCAACUAUGGGGGGCGAUCGGGCAGCUCUGGAGACCUGUGCUCCCCCAACCCCUUCAGUGGAGACACUAACCCCUUCAUCUCCAACUACAAAACCAGUGAUAAAAAGUCAAAUGAAGACAUCACAUUUGGCCAUAAGAAGAAAGGCAUAUACGGCAAGAAAAAGGAGGUGAAACCGGAAAGCCUGGCCGCCUACAGCAACCUGUCCUUCGAGGAAGUUGUGCGGGAACUCAUCAAGCAGAAAGAGGUGGUGAAAAAGAAAGACGCCCACAUCAGAGAGCUGGAGAACUACAUCGACAACCUGCUCGUGCGCGUGAUGGAGGAGACGCCCAGCAUUCUACGGACACCCUACGAGCCCAAAAAGAAGGCGGGUAAAAUUGGUAAAAAGAAAUGAAAGACAAACAGUUACUAAUGAAGGAGGAACUCAUGUGGUAAAAUAAGUGAGAACAAAUGGUAUUGAUCAAAGCCAAAUUGCUCAAUGGUUUAUGUCCUUGCCUAAAGAACAUUUUAUUCAAUGGGUGUAUCUUUUAUGUACUUUUUCUUUUGGCAUUCCUAUUUUUCCGUGUAUUGUUAGGUACAGGAUAAGAGAAAUUCAAUGAUUGAUUCAAGUCCAAUCAAAUCAAUUUUUUUUUGACAAUAUGGUAUGCACUUCCCCACAUGUUGCACAUACAGCUGCCGUCAUUGGCUCAAAAGCUCUUAAGGUGCAAAUGCAGCCAAAUCCAAGUUGACCAGAUGGUGUAUUUUGAAGUUUCCUGUUUGCUGAAACACGGGCAAGUGGGUGGAGAAGAUGAAGCUGUAGUUGCUGUGUUUACACUGGAGUCUCAAACUACGAUACACAUUCAGAGGAGGAAGCAUCAGCUUUGCUUUAGAGCCUCCUCUGUUCUACAGAUGUGUAUUCUUAGAAAGACUGGAGGAGAGUUACUGUAAGAAGUUGCUGGAAAGUAUCUGGAAAUCUGGUUUCCAAUGAACAAACAUACAGUACAGUUACUGUCUUUCUAUUCUUUUUUAUUAUUAUUUGUGAUGACUAUCAAUUAAGUUUAUUAGUGUCUCAGUCAUUUGCUGGAGGUGAUCAUUUUACUGACUUUAAGUGCAAUAAUAAUAAUAAUUUGCUUUACAUUCUGCUGGUAAUGUUGUUGUUUACAUUAUAAUCUAAGCUUUGAGUCAAACUCAUGUCUUUAAUAUUGUUUGAUUCACUGGUCAUGUUGUUACAGCCUCUACAGAUCAACCAUCUCCUUCUAUUACAAUUUUGAGAAGAUUGUGUUAUGGUACCAAGCUGCACAUGUGGACUUAUGCUGAACAAUCUUUAUUUAUAAAUGUGUUAUAGCUCGGUUACAUAUGAACAAUGUAUUUGUAAAAUGGUCAAAACGCUACUGUACCCCCUCCCUCAUCACCCUUUCUAAUGUUUAACACUCAACAGAUGGUAAAAGUCCCAACAAAUAUUAUCAUUCAUAAGUGUCAUACUGAUACAGUUUGAUAUGUAUUUACAUCGGCUUUCAUAUGUGUUUACCUAGUCACAGAUGAACGAUGUACUGUGCCUCAUGUCAGUUUCUCUGUGUUCUAAACACGAAUUCUAAAAUGAAUAUACAGUAAUAUGAACGUGUUUCACCACUUCACGGUACUAAUUAUGAUCAGUGCAUAACUGUUCGAGGUAAACAGCCAAUGAGUGUCAUUCAGGUUGCAGAUCACAGUGUGACAGCUGGUGUCAGAAGCAAAAUGUCCUCAUUUCACAGUUUGAUGUCAUCUCAUAUGUCGCUUCAAUCUGUGAUGCUAAUGUCACAACAACAUAUGUUGUUUCCAUGUUUAACUCUGAGAAUGUGUCCGUUUUUACCGAACGAACGCUGAGUGAAAUAAGGGGCAGCGUUAAAGGGUGUGACACGUUUCACCACAAUAUGGUUUAACGUUGAUUCUCCACCAAUAAUGCAAUAUUUGUUUCUAUUGAUCAAUGCCAGGUGAUGUAAUAUGCCCUUGUAACAAAACUACAUUUACAAAAGAUAGCUAAAAAAAAAUGACUUGACAUUUAUGUAAAAACAAUCUUUAAAUGUGUAGGAGGGUGAUUAGAUGGAAAUUGGUCCAAAAAUAAACCUGCCUUAGGGAUUUCAAAAUAAAAGCGUAUCUUAAUGAAUGUUUUCACUUGCACCAGAGAUAUUGCAUUGUUGGUCACUGAAUCGAUGGAUAUUGUUGUUUCGUUACCCCCUAGCUGCUUUUGGAGCGCACUCCUGGUACUAAAAUGACUACUUAAAGGUGAAUGCUUUGUAUCUCCUUUACCUGUGUUCGAGCUAGAUGUUCAACAAUAGUUGAAUAACUUCCUGAUGUUUAGGUUUACAUUCAAGUUUUGUAUUCCUUUUAGAUGAGAAGCAGCUUCAUGUACAGUGUUAAACACGUAUUGUAUUAUAGCAGUUGAUUUAUCAAUCUUAUUUUUCCGGUGACUUUGUUCUUAUGCUGGUAUUUCCUUCUGGUGUUUCUAGCUAUUUUGUAAUUACUUUUCAGUCUUAUACAAUUGUUGACCUUUACACUGUAUGAUACCAAAUCACAGUUGAGUGCUACACUGUAUCUAUGGAAUGUCAAAACACACUUUUUCAUGAACCACUGGAAAAACAGUUUGUCAUGUACUAAUUAUUUCUGCUGCUGAGUUACUUCAUGUGAAGGUAUGCGAUCUCUUCGUGGACUUGAAGCCAAAACGUCUUGUUACUGAAUGUAUCCUGCUCGAUUUUGAAAUACGUGAUUCUGAAAUGUAUAAUGAUAUACAAAACACUUACAAGGCCAUAGAACCUUGCUUGCCUUUAAAGUAUUUGGUGUAUCCAAAGAGAUCAUUUCACACACUGAUCCCCCCCCCCCCCCCCCCCCCCCUCCUUCCUUCUAUUACUCUGACGUCACUCAGACAUCUUCAUUAUGGACAAGAAGUGAUUGUUUUGUGCGAUGAUGUGACACAGAUGUUGGGUAAAUUCCUUCGUAUUGGAGGAGGGUUAUUUGAUCUGCAUAUAUUUUGCCAAACAUGUUUGAAUCACUUCACGAAAUGAUGAGUAUUAUGUGAUAGUAAUUAAGAAAAUAUGUGGAUAAGAAUCUGUUUCACAUUACGGAGAAGCUUCUCACUGAUUGCCUUCCUACGUGUGCUGAAGUGUGAACUCGUGUUACAGGCUUUUAUUGUUUAAACUGCUUUAACUACUCUGUAUUGCUAGUUGUAAAUGGACCUUUGACAAAGUCUCAAUACUUCCAUUGUACAUACUGUAUAGUCACUUUGUAAUAUCUCCUCACUUUGACUUUUUGCGCAUUUCACUGUGCUGUAAAAUGUUUGCAAAUGUGCUUACUUAGGUCUGAAAUUCAGUCGAAUUCAUGUUAAGCCAAAUAAAAAUUCAAAGGUAGGAAUGAAAAUGUAAAACUUAAGAAAAGUAUUUACCACCUAUCUUUAAUAUGAGCGAAACAGAUACUGGCAAAGUAGUUGGGAUAUUCCAGCUUUAUAGACAUGUUCUGUUGCUUCUGUAUUUAGUGUAUGACAUAUGGUGCAUUAUAGUGUAAAGCAGAGAAUGAAACAGGUGAUUUACACUCAGGUCAACUAUUUGCCCCAAAGCACCGCUGCUGCUCGAUGACAAAAACGAUAAGGUCGUAAUAAAUAAAUGUUUAACACAUUCGGACCCCGAGGUUAUUUAGUUCAAAUGAAAAAUGAGGAGUUGCGUAGUUCAAAUUCAUUCAUUUUGCCUGUCAUAUUGAUUGCUACAUUUGCUUUUAUAUGCUUUAAUAUCAUUUGGUGCUUUGGAAGAUGUCAGAAUAAAUCGCUAAUCUAAAUGAAAAGCAUUUUCAAAUCAUUUUCUAGCACAACAUUGUAAAGGGGUGCAUUGCAAAAAACAAAAAAAACACAACCACCCCUGCAUCAUUAUUGCACUUCCUCCUCUGCUCUUUUGCAUAAUAUUUGUCAUCCAAUCAAUGCCAAUGUUCCAAUGUGCAAAGCGUGGAGGCAACAUUUCCUAUACAAUUUGGCCUGUGUUGUAAUUCACAUUAAUAUAGAGUAUUUUGCAAAUGCAUAAAAGUAUGUUUUGUUAGUGUUGUCCACCCCAUUCAAAGAAAACAAACAGUGCAAACAUAUGGGGAUUUUUUCCAUGUUGACGAAGCAUGCAUUGAACCUUUUGAUGAAGAUGACAUAAAGCUCAAGUCGGAUCUCACAAUCCUCCUCUGGCAGCUUUUUAAGUCUUCUACUGAUAAUAUGAUGCUGCUUGCCAUAGGCCACAUACAGCUGCCAGACACUAAGACUUAAGCUCCCGCUAAAUCCCCUGACGGUGCUUGUAAUGUGGCACACAGUUUUUGAAGGAAAUGAUGACUGUGUUUAUAAAAGAUCUCGCCAGUUAGCAUUGAGUUUACACAAUUGUAUGGAGGCUGGUGCACAAGAGGUGCCAACACAAAUAAACAAUGUGAGUUGAGUUUAGUGCCCCAACAUGGUGGAGACCUUAAAUGACAUUUUGAUACUCGCGUGUUUCUCAAGGUAGUCAGCCACAAGCCUUGUAAUGUAAAAAAAAAAAUGGAAGUAAAUGGCUGAUUCUUGUCAUUUCUGCAUGUCAAUCAAAUGUUUUGAUUAUGUAAAACGUUUUUUUCAUUGAUUCCUCAAGAUUGGGAUAAUUUUCAUCAACUCGUCACACUACCUUAUUGUAAUGUAAUUAACUCUGAAUGAAAAAAAGUGCUUUCAUCGGAAAAGGUACAUGAUUUUCUUUUCUUUUUUUCACAUAAUAGCCUAUAUGCAAGACUUUCAUACCUGGAUGUGUGGAUACAAGAAUGUAUGGCUUUUUUUUAUUAUUGUAGUUCUGGAAAAGCGUUGGGGUUUGGAAAAUGUAUGUAAUAUAAUAACAGUAUGAUGCUGUUAAUGAUGACUAUAUAAAGUGCCAACGCAAGCACUAAUUCAGAAGAAUUUGGGGAUGCAUUUCUUAAAUUCAUCCAUGUACUACAGUUUUGACUUGUUCCUUUUAGAUAUCGUCACCAUCAUUAUAAUUCAAAUCCAAUGUCAUUUUCAAUAAACUCUGUAAAUGAAA